Cladocopium goreaui is the source of this 464-nucleotide messenger RNA. The record is from the annotation of a GenBank genome assembly. NCBI's taxonomy places the organism in Eukaryota, Dinophyceae, Suessiales, Symbiodiniaceae.
AAAAACUGAAGCAGGAACACCUCAAAAGGCUUGGCGCCAUGGAGGAAAGUUCCGCAGCUGCCAAAGCCUACCGCUUUCCCCGCACGCGAAAAAUGAAGCUGGAUGAGAAUUGGCUCUACUUCGGCGGAGGGUUGUUUAGAUUUUCUCAGGCUUGCUGGUACAUGGCGCGAACCCGGGGGGCUCAGUACAAUCCAAACAACAUCGAUCGGCAGGUCUUUCUGUAUGUCAAGUGGCAAUUUCCUGCCUACUGGUCCUUGUUGGGCUCACUCCUUUGUGUGGGGAUGUACUACGUGGGGUCGCCCUUUACGCUGAACGAGAAGACUGGUGCCCUGCUGGCGCCGUACUGCGAACGUUUUCCGCAGCUGCUGCCGGUGGUGGAGAAAUUGCGGCCGAAGAAGGAGCCGUCGGAAGCGAAGAAGGAGGAGGUCCCGGUGGAGUUUCGUUGAGCGAGGAAAGAACAAAAA